Dioscorea cayenensis subsp. rotundata (Guinea yam) is the source of this 1283-nucleotide messenger RNA. RefSeq names its product choline-phosphate cytidylyltransferase 2-like. The transcript has 8 exons. The coding region runs from base 93 to 971 and encodes 292 amino acids. Gene Ontology annotation, molecular function: phosphatidylcholine binding; choline-phosphate cytidylyltransferase activity. The record is from RefSeq and is a predicted model, not a curated record. Lineage: Eukaryota; Viridiplantae; Streptophyta; Magnoliopsida; Dioscoreales; Dioscoreaceae. Gene Ontology annotation, biological process: CDP-choline pathway.
ACCAUUCCUUCCUCUCUUCAUCGCGCGCCAAAGAAAAGCUCCGCUUCCCUCGCGAGUGGAGAAGCGGUGAUCGGACGCCGGAGGCCGAUAUCAUGGCUCGGGAGCCACCACGGACGCCGGCGGACGAUGAUGCUGAGGCGCUUGCUAUUGCCUGGCACGAUUCGUCGCCGGCGCUUCCUCCGCCGGACGAGGAUAGACCCAUCCGUGUCUAUGCUGAUGGGAUCUAUGAUCUCUUCCAUUUCGGGCAUGCUCGAGCUUUAGAGCAGGCUAAGAAAUUAUUCCCCAACACCCAUCUGCUUGUUGGCUGCUGCAAUGAUGAAAUCACUUACAUGUUCAAGGGGAAAACAGUCAUGACUGAAGCUGAGCGCUAUGAAUCACUUCGUCACUGCAAGUGGGUUGAUGAAGUUAUCCCUGAUGCCCCUUGGGUCCUCAAUCAGGAAUUCAUUGACAAACACAAAAUAGACUAUGUGGCUCAUGACGCUCUUCCAUAUGCAGAUGCAAGUGGAGCUGGAAACGAUGUCUAUGAAUUUGUCAAAGCCAUAGGAAAGUUUAAGGAAACAAAGCGCACCGAUGGUGUUUCUACAUCAGAUAUAAUAAUGAGGAUUCUUAAGGACUAUAAUGAGUAUGUAACACGUAAUUUAGCUCGUGGGUAUUCAAGGAAGGACCUUGGGGUGAGCUAUGUGAAGGAAAAGCAGCUGAGAGUGAAUAUGGGAAUAACUAAAUUGCGCGCCAAAGUAAAGGAACAUCAAGAAAAGUUGCAUACAGUUGCAAAGAUUGCGGGAACACAUCAUAGUGAAUGGGUGGAGAAUGCAGAUCGCUGGGUUGCGGGUUUCCUUGAGAAGUUUGAAGAAGGUUGCCAUAUCAUGGAAACUGCCAUUAAAGACAGAAUUCAAGAGCGAUUGAAGAAGCAGCUGAGCAAGGAGAUGGGUUCUAAUCUUUUGGAGGAACCCGAAGCUCAUGGCGAUAUCUGAAUUCAUUUUUUGACAUGAAGUUAUGCUAAGUCGACCGAGAGGUAGGUAUAAACAUUCUGUUGUUAUCUUAAUGCAAACACAAAUCAUGUUGUUUACUACCCUCUUUUCCAACUUCACAUCCUGAAGUCUUUUUUUUCUUUUCUCUCCUAUCCUACAAGGAGUGUUAUAUCCAUUAUAGAAAUUAGUAGAUUGGUUGGAAGAUCGUCUUAUAUUCGAUCUCCUUUCUAUUUUUUUCUACCUUGUUCAUCAAUAAGAUGCUCUGUUUAUCUUCAUAUGUAUGUUUCAUGUAAUGAGAAAUUUAUUCUUUCCUUA